UAGUUGAUUUUCCCUCGUUUUUGUUGCAUUGGUGAUAAUCAUGUGUCUUCAACGUUGUUGUUGUUAUUGUUUUUGUUUUUGUCUCUUCUUUUGAUUUGUUUUUCCUUAAUUGUGGUUGAUUCAAGUGUUUAUUGUUGAUUAUUGCUCUUUAUCAGAUUGUUGGGAUAAUAGGAAAACAAUUUGGGUCUAUUUUUGGUCUAGUCUAUGGAUGAAAAUAUCGUGAAGUCAAGAAUCAAGUGGAAAUAUUCAUCAAACUAAUGGAUCACGAAUCUAUUGUUGUUACUGCUAAGCCAGUUGGGGAAAGGAAGAUUAUCUCUCGGAAAAAUGGAUCAUCUUGUUCAUCUUCUGUUCCAGAUGAAAUUGUUAAUGAUCCAGCGUUGAAUUAUCAAAUUAAAGCGAAUUUACCUGAUAAUUACAACUUUGACAUUCCGCGAAUUAUUUGGAAAAUCCGAGAAUCAGGAUCAACUCGUGUUGCCCUUCAAUUUCCUGAAGGACUUUUCAUCUUUUCCACGGCGAUUUCAACAAUUAUUGAGCAAUUUACUGAAUCAACGGUCUUCAUUAUCGGUGAUGUUACAUAUGGAGCUUGUUGUAUUGAAGAUUAUCUCUCAUCUUUGGCGAAUUGCUCUCUUUUAAUUCACUUUGGUCACUCAUGUUUAAUUCCUUUUAAUAACAUUGUCGCUGGAAUCAAAGUGCUAUACGUUGUUGUAGAGAUACAGUUUGAUUACUGGAACUUUGUCGAGAUGAUAAAACUUAAUUUCGAUGAUCAAAAGAGCCAAAAGAUUGCGAUAUUUGGAACGAUUCAGUUCAUCGACACUGUGCAAAAAGCUGUUGACGAAUUGAAUCACCAAGAAGGCUACAAUUUGGUCGUUCCCCAAAUAAGGCCACUAUCUCGAGGGGAGAUUCUCGGUUGUACUGCUCCGAAUCUCGAUCGCGACAUAUCAUUAGUAAUAUUUGUUGCCGAUGGAAGAUUUCAUUUGGAAGCGGUUAUGAUUGCUAAUCCAUGGAUAGAAAAGUACUACAAAUACAAUCCAUAUGAUAAAUCAUUGACAAUCGAGAAUUAUGAUUACAUUGAAAUGAUUGACCAACGGAGAAAGAGCAUAACUAAAGCAAUCGAAGUUGCUAAACGAGGUGGUACAUUCGGCUUCAUCCUCGGAACCUUAGGAAGACAGGGAAGUCCAAAAGUUAUGGAAAAUAUGAUCAAUAGAUUAAAGAAAAUUGCUCCGAAUUGUAAUCAUGUUAAUCUACUUAUACCCGAAAUUAAACCAACUCUAUUGAAGGAACUUGGGACUUCGGUUGACAUUUGGGUGCAAACAUCAUGUCCAAGGCUGAGCAUCGACUGGGGAGAUGAAUUUAAAGAGAGACCGCUGUUGAAUCCUUACGAAUUUAAUUUAACUAUGGAUUCGAUUAUUAAAAAUCAAUUGGAUGUUCUGAGAGAAGAGGAAAAAAGUGGCUACCCUAUGGACUUUUACGCUUCCGCUUCUCUUGGAAAUUGGACUCCGAUCCAUCGGUGUAAUAAAACUUGUUCUUGUAAAUAAUUUUGAUAAUUUAAUUCAUAUUUUCAUUGAAAUGAUUAAAAGACUAAUAAAAUCACCAAAUUUCCGAAAGUUUAA
This is a messenger RNA of Panonychus citri (citrus red mite), 1610 nucleotides long. It is a transcript of the gene Dph1, whose product is annotated as 2-(3-amino-3-carboxypropyl)histidine synthase subunit 1-like. The record is from RefSeq and is a predicted model, not a curated record. The transcript has 2 exons. Gene Ontology annotation, molecular function: 2-(3-amino-3-carboxypropyl)histidine synthase activity. Gene Ontology annotation, biological process: protein histidyl modification to diphthamide. The coding region runs from base 258 to 1535 and encodes 425 amino acids. Lineage: Eukaryota; Metazoa; Arthropoda; Arachnida; Trombidiformes; Tetranychidae.